AUGCGGCUUUUAAUUCUACUGUCAUUUAUUGGCUUAAUUUGGGCUGCUGCUGCUUUACCAGCUGCCAAGGAUGCGAAAAUGGAGCCUAACAGCUUGUCAGAUGUAGCUGAUCUCGGUGCCAGUCAUUCGAAUGGAGCUGAACGUCAAGUUCGUCAUUGGGGCUGGGGUCCCCACUGGGGUGGUGGCGGAUGGGGCUAUCCCAGAUAUGGUGGUUGGGGAGGCUAUGGUGGAUAUGGUGGUUGGGGCGGUGGUUGGUAUGGUCGAUAA
This is a messenger RNA of Stomoxys calcitrans (stable fly), 267 nucleotides long. Its product is annotated as major prion protein 1-like. The coding region runs from base 1 to 267 and encodes 88 amino acids. The record is from RefSeq and is a predicted model, not a curated record. The transcript has a single exon. Lineage: Eukaryota; Metazoa; Arthropoda; Insecta; Diptera; Muscidae.